Molecule: messenger RNA, 1305 nt
Organism: Camelina sativa (false flax)
Lineage: Eukaryota; Viridiplantae; Streptophyta; Magnoliopsida; Brassicales; Brassicaceae
Product: SKA complex subunit 1 homolog
Biological process (GO): cell division; chromosome segregation; mitotic cell cycle
Cellular component (GO): mitotic spindle; outer kinetochore; spindle microtubule
Molecular function (GO): microtubule binding
Source: RefSeq, a predicted model, not a curated record
UGCUGCAAUUUCCAAUUUCUAAAACCUAAAGCGGAGACAGAGUCAGAGAUAACUCUCUAAUUGGGGGAGAUUGAGAUUUGAGAGAUUCGUGAAGAAGCGCAAUGGAGGGAAAUCAAGCUGGAUCUUCUCUAGACUCGUUGAUUUCUUCGUUCCAUAAACGAAUCGGCGAAUUGCAGGAACUCGUCAUCGCCCGGAACAUGUAUCCGGCGAAAAGCAUCUCGGAUUUAUCGGCGAUCGACACGGCGUUGAGCUCCAUGGAGCUUCAGGUUCAAUCUAUCAAAGACCGGUUGCGUGAAGAAACCGAAGCUAUUCCAAAAGCCAAGAAACUUAUCGAGGCAUCACUGAGACAACAAGAGAGAUUGCAGAAGAUGUCUAUUUAUGCGCCUUCUCAUUUGCCUGAUAAGGCUACAAUGUUGAAUUCAGAUUUAAAUCGAUGUUUGCUGCAAGAAAAUGCCAAGCAGUAUGAGCAAAAGCAUGCACUCAGCUCUUUGAAAUCUGAUGAGGAAGCAGUUGUUUUACCCAAGGAGAAGAAGGGUCGCGGGUCUCCUCCGGUUUGGUACAUAACUGUUGAGGAGCUCAAUUCCCUCUCAUCGUACAUGAGAGGAAGACUCACCCUUGAGAAAGUGAACGCAGCUAUCAAUGACAUGGCUUCGUAUGCUGAAGCAAAUGCCCAUCUUAUUGCUGCCCCAAAACAGAAGCUGGCGGAGAACCUCUGGGAGAAAGCACUGAAACUGCGAGAUAUUGUAACAGCGCAAGCAGUAAAGGGCAAACAUUUCUUUCUUGAAACUGACAUGAAGGGACCAAGUUUGAAACUGGACAACACAGGAAAAGCAAUACUUACUGUUCUUCGUCACCUUGGUCGUAUUAGUGAGACUCGCAUUGGUCAAAACCGCGUCAUCAUUCUAAUGAAGCCUCAUUAGAAACUAGCUUGGCUCAAGUUUGUUCAUUUUGACAAGCGUAAAAGAGGUAAUCAAUUUCUUGCUUUUUUCUCGGAAGCCUCCUUCCUGCUACUAUAGAAGAAGGUCUUCUAGUUCUUUAAACACCACCAUUUAGCCUAAUCUUAAGACUGUUCCGCCUUAACAGGCCCAGCAAGAACGGCCUAGAAUCAACUAUGUUGACGUCUGAAUUUUUUUAUAAAUAUGAUGGACAAGAUGUUUUAAGCAAUUUAUCAUAGUUGCACUAAAGUAGAAAAACUCGAUUUCCGUUAUUUGUCAAAAUAUUAUAAAAGCAUUUUCUCUCUAAGCAAUCUGGUUCAAGUUCCAGUGCACAAUUGGCCUGUCCCAUUCAUACCUACAAAGUAGCAAA